Molecule: messenger RNA, 1447 nt
Organism: Hydractinia symbiolongicarpus
Lineage: Eukaryota; Metazoa; Cnidaria; Hydrozoa; Anthoathecata; Hydractiniidae
Product: mannose-P-dolichol utilization defect 1 protein-like
Exons: 5
Coding region: 54-794 (246 amino acids)
Source: RefSeq, a predicted model, not a curated record
UUUUUCUUCUUUUUACAUUUUUUAAUUUCGAUUUAGAAUUAGAAAAUCUUAAGAUGGCAACACAGAUUGUUUACUUCUUUACUCCAUUGGUGUUGUUGUUUAUGUCUGAAAAAUGUCAUGAUGAAUUUUUCAUCAAGUUUAAUUUUUUUGAUGUUCCUUGUUUAAAGAUGACGCUCAGCAAAGGUUUGGGUUAUGGCAUCAUACUUGGUGCUAUUUUAGUGAAAAUCCCGCAAAUUAUUAAACUUGUUCAAGCUAAAAGUGGCGUCGGAGUUAGUGUUUUAUCCCUGUUUGCGGAAAUGACUGCCAUUAUGUUUGGAGUGGCUUACGCUGUCAAGCAAAAAUUUCCGUUCAGUUCAUGGGGUGAAUCUCUGUUUAUUGGCAUUCAAGACUUGAUCCUUAUGAUUCUGAUAUUCUUUUAUGCAAGAAAUUACAUAGCUAUUGUGUUAUUUCCACCUGUUUAUAUUGGUGUUUCAACUCUUCUGUCGUCAUCAUUCACACCUGACGAAAUUGUAACUAAGCUUCAAAAUUUUACAGUAUUUAUCGUAGCAGCUAGCAGAUUCUUGCAAAUUUGGACCAAUUUUUCAAAUGGUCAUACCGGUCAGUUAUCUUUGAUAACACAAGUCCUCUUGGCGGCUGGAAGUUUGGCACGCGUUUUCACUUCAGUUCAAGAGACUGGGGACGUGUUUAUGAUUUCUCAAUUUGCUGUUACUUGCUUAUUGAAUUGUGUCAUCCUUGCUCAGAUCUUCUACUACUGGGAUGUUGCUGUAGACAGGAAGAAGAAAAAAGCUGAAUAGAAUGAAGACGAUUAAUUUUGUUGUUCUAUACAAUUUUGUGUGAUUUAGUUUUUUUGUUCGGUAUGUGCGGGUGCACUUUGUUAAGCAGAAAAAAAGACUCAUUGCACUUAUGUGGACUGUAAGCUAAUCCCCACCCUUUACUUAGGUUCUGAAACUUUAACAGUUGUGUCGUGUACCUGUCGUGAAGUUAUUCGUCUACCUUCCUGUGCCAUAAUAAAGCCUUAUUUGUAACUGAUCAAGGGUUUAAUUAUUUGUGUAUUUAAAGUUAUAAAGUUUUACAAUUAGUUAGAGCUAAACCGGGAAAGCUUGUAAAAAGACUCGUGCUAAAUAUUGACUUAAUUACCAAGUCGUUGACUUUGAAUUUAUUACAAGGUGACUGUUUCGUCAAACUAUUUUGCAAAGUUAGAAAAAGUCACGGAAAUUGUGAUAGCAUGAUUAACAGAAAUUCAAAAAUUGUUUGAAACAUUUUUAUAUGCCAUCCAAAGUCGUGCCUUGCUUUUAUCUUUAAGUUGCCUGCAAGCCGUUGUCGUUUAUUUGGGCUAUCACGGUGCCUAUAUGUUUGAAAUUAAGACAGUACGUGUUGUAUAUUUAUCCAUUUUUGUUAAAGUUAGGAAUUUGAAAUUUAAUAAUUUAGAAAUAAAAAUAAAUACCAA